Molecule: messenger RNA, 1479 nt
Organism: Prunus avium (sweet cherry)
Lineage: Eukaryota; Viridiplantae; Streptophyta; Magnoliopsida; Rosales; Rosaceae
Source: RefSeq, a predicted model, not a curated record
AUGAUUGAAAAUUGGAGAAAAGAGACUCGAGCAAAUGAUGUUGUGAUAUUGGAGCAUGAGAUUGAUAGGUACAUCACCGACCCUAUUGAAGAUGCGGUUGAUGAAUUUGAUGUUUUGAAGUGGUGGAAAUUAAAUGGGGUUAAGUAUCCGGGGUUGGCACUUAUUGCAAAGGAUGUGCUUGCCAUCCCGGUAUCAACGGUGGCUUCAGAAUCAUGCUUUAGCACGAGUGGUCGGGUAGUUAAUUCAUUUCGUGCUUUUUUUACUCCUAAGAUUGUGGAGGCCAUAAUUUGCUCUCAAAAUUGGUUAAGGUCGGAUGACAUAUCCUCUUUACAAUAUGAGCCAACAAUUCAAGAGACGGAGUUCUAUGAAUCGAUUGAAUUAGGGAUGUCUUUAUAUUAUGAGUUCAUCCACACCUACCAAACGAGCCUUCCGACGGAAAAAGACCCCAACACCAAUAAGAUUGGAGAAGGUGGUUUUGGUUCUGUUUACAAGGGCCUUCUAUCAGAUGGCACCGUAAUUGCUGUCAAGCAGCUUUCUUCCAAAUCAAAGCAAGGGAAUCGUGAAUUUGUGAAUGAGAUAGGCAUGAUUUCUGCUCUGCAACACCCUCAUCUUGUCAAGCUUCACGGAUGCUGUAUUGAAGGAAAUCAACUAUUGCUUGUCUAUGAGUACAUGGAAAAUAAUAGCCUUGCUCGUGCUUUGUUUGGGCCAGAAGAAAGUCGGUUGAAGUUGGAUUGGCCAACAAGGCACAAGAUCUGUGUUGGUAUAGCUAGAGGUUUGGCUUACCUCCACGAGGAAUCAAGAUUGAAGGUCGUUCAUAGAGACAUCAAGGCUACUAAUGUGCUGCUUGAUAAAAAUCUUACCCCAAAGAUAUCUGACUUUGGAUUGGCCAAGCUUGAUGAAGAGGAUAAUACACACAUUAGCACCCGUAUUGCUGGAACUUAUGGAUAUAUGGCGCCUGAAUAUGCAAUGCGGGGUUAUCUGACUGAUAAAGCAGAUGCUUAUAGCUUUGGAAUUCGUGUAUUGGAAAUUGCUAGUGGGAGGAACAACACCACUUGCAGAGGAAAGGAAAAAAGCUUUUAUCUUCUUGAUUUGGCACAACUACUAAAAGGGCAAGGGAAUUUGUUGGACCUAGUGGAUCCAAGGUUGCGCUCAGACUUCAACAAAGAAGAGAUGAUGCUUACAAUCAAUGUGGCUCUCCUCUGCUGCAAUGUCACUUCAACAGUUAGGCCUACCAUGUCUUCAGUUGUGAGCAUGCUUGAAGGCAGGGCUGCUGUUCAGGAAUUGGUCUCAGAUCCAAAUGCCUCAAGUAAUGAGAUCGAAGCAAUGAGGAAACAUUUUCAAUCCAGUUUCGGAAGGAACACCGGCGAGAGCCAGACACAAACUGCGUCAACUGAAGGGCCCUGGACCGGUUCGUCUACAUCUGCUCAUGAUCUCUAUCCAGUCAAGCCUGAUUCAACUUACUGGGACAACAGAAAAUAG